CGAGGCGGUGAGGCAUGCUCCCAAACUGGGUGGGACAAAACGGACUUGUCAUUUCCGCAAAGAGGGGACGCUGUAGCCCCAUAUCUGUUCAUGUGAGAGAUGACCUCCAGCACGUUUAUCCUUCUCCGCCUCCCCUUACGCGGGGAAGGACGGUGAUCCCAUUUUACGGAUUGGAAAACCAGAGCUCUGUAGGGAUGUGGCACUCGCUCCUCGCCCUAAACUCGAGCUGGGCGCUGGCAUUUGCUGUGCAAUGACCGUGGGUAGACCAGUCUCCGAAGUCCUUUGUUGAUGUAGGGAGACUUAACUUUGACCGACCCCAAGCCUAGUUCUUUUUCCCCUCCAGGCUUCCCAAGAAUCAGAAGUGACUGGCAGAGAAAACGAUAAGGGGCAGGUGUGGUGGGUUUGUUUUGUAUUUUGCUUUUUUCAUUUUAAGACAGAACCGGUCCUGUACACCCACACUAAGUUAUAAAAUUCAUUAGUAUGCAGUCACAAAAUGACUACCCACUUACCCCAAUGGGAAAAUGUUAGUAAUUAAUUUUCCUUCAUAAAAAUGAGAAUCAAAAAAUAAUCAUAAGCCACUGAUCCUGAUUCACACAGUGUAACACUAAAAGUGGCUGUUUUUCCAUCAUUGUUACUUAUACUUAUUAUGAAUUACACAAUAAUGUAAGGAAAUGCUUGUUUUAUAUCUCACAGGGAUUCCAAAACAUAAGCUGCCUUUCAGAGAGGAAGAAAUUAGAACGACACCUCUGGAGUUACUACUCUAUAUUAUUUUUUUAAUAAUCCUAUGUAUAUUGACAUUUGGAAUGACAAACCCACACAUGUAUUACUUAAACAAAGUUAUGUCAUCUCUGUUUUUGGACACUUCUGUGCCUGGUGAGGAAAGAAGCAACUUUAAGUCUAUUUGCAGGACAGCUGAUUUUUGGAAGUUUAUGGAAGGACCCCUUUUGGAAGGUCUGUACUGGGACUCACAGCACAAUGACAAAAGCAGUCACAUCUACUACGAGAACAUAGUUCUAGGAGUCCCCAGAGUCCGUCAACUCAAAGUCCGAAACAACACGUGCAAGGUCUAUCCAUCUUUUCGGCCUUUAAUGACUGACUGUUAUGCCAAAUACACUUCUGAAAAUGAAGACGUAUCUGAUUUUGGCCUUAAACAUGAUACUGAAUGGAAGUACUCUGCUCCUAGUACCAACUCCACGUGGCACCGGGGAUUUGUUGGUGUUUACCAUAAUGGGGGAUAUCUUUUCACUUUAUCAAAAUCAAAAUCUGAAACCGAAACCAAGUUAACUAAACUUCAACAGAACAGCUGGAUCACAAGAGGAACUCGAGUUGUUUUUAUUGACUUUUCAUUAUACAAUGCUAAUGUAAACCUGUUUUGCAUCAUCAGAUUGGUGGCAGAAUUCCCUGCAACUGGAGGAAUACUUACUUCGUGGCAGUUUUAUUCUGUGAAGCUCCUCAAAUAUGUUAGCUACUAUGAUUAUUUUAUUGCUUCCUGUGAAGUCAUAUUUUUUAUUUUUCUUAUUGUUUUUGCAAUACAGGAAGGCAAAAAAUUAAAAGAAUUCAAGUUUGCCUAUUUCAAAAGUAUUUGGAACUGGCUAGGAUUACUACUUUUGAUAUUAUGUUUUGUGGCCAUUUUCGUCAACUUAUACUGUAAUAUAAAAAAUUCUCUGUUACUUGAACCGCUGUUAAAAAAUACUGAGAAAUAUCCAGACUUCUAUUUUCUUGCAUCCUGGCACAUUUAUUACAGCAAUGUAAUUGCUAUUACCAUCUUCUUUGCAUGGAUAAAGAUACUCAAAUUCAUAAACUUCAAUAAGACCAUGUUUCAGCUGUCAUCAACUUUGUCCCGCUGCAUCAGAGACAUAGUAGGAUUUGCCACCAUGUUUUUUAUCGUCCUCUUUGCUUAUGCCCAGUUAGGGUUCCUUCUUUUUGGAUCACAGGUUGACGACUUUUCCACUCUUCAAAAUUCCAUAUUUGCACAGUUUCGAAUUGUUCUUGGGGAUUUUAAUUUUGCUGGUAUUCAGCAAGCCAGUCCUGUCUUGGGACCCAUUUACUUCAUCACCUUCAUCUUUUUCGUGUUCUUUAUCCUGUUGAACAUGUUCUUGGCAAUAAUUAUUUAUGCCUAUUCUGAAGUGAAAACCGAUUAUUCAAUAGACAGAAGGCCAGAUUUUGAACUCGGUAAAAUGAUUAAAAAGUGUUGCAACAAUGUCCUCGAAAAACUCAAACUAAAGAAACCUCAAAAGGAUGAAGACGAUAAAGGUAUAAAAGACACAGAUUUGGCUGAACAAGCCAGAAGAGAAGGCUUUGAUGAAAAUGAGAUUCGAAGUGCAGAACAGAUGAAAAAAUGGAAAGAGAGGCUGGAGAAAAAGUAUUAUUCUACAGAAGCUCAAGAUGACUACCAGCCUGUCACUCAAGAAGAAUUUAAAGACCUGUUUUUAUAUGCUGUGGAGCUGGAGAAAGAAUUACACUACAUCAGUUUAAAACUCAACCGAGUGAUGAGAAAGGUCUCGGCUCUACCCUACUGAGUCAA
Phyllostomus discolor (pale spear-nosed bat) is the source of this 2524-nucleotide messenger RNA. RefSeq names its product polycystin 2 like 2, transient receptor potential cation channel (gene PKD2L2). Gene Ontology annotation, cellular component: membrane. Gene Ontology annotation, biological process: detection of mechanical stimulus. NCBI's taxonomy places the organism in Eukaryota, Metazoa, Chordata, Mammalia, Chiroptera, Phyllostomidae. Gene Ontology annotation, molecular function: calcium channel activity; calcium ion binding. The transcript is spliced from 13 exons. The coding region runs from base 672 to 2519 and encodes 615 amino acids. The record is from RefSeq and is a predicted model, not a curated record.